UUGGAUAGAAGCUUCCCACCCAUUCACAGUCGUCUGUCACGGAACAAGACUCCUUUAUACCGAGCAGCAUUUAGACUGGAAAAGACAGCAGUUCUGUCCAUGCUGCAGGGUGGUGCGGCUCUCGGCAGCGGUUAACUGCCAGGAGAUGUUCAGAACGUCGCGUUUCACCAACAGAGCUCGGCAAGGCUUUAAAACUGAUUUGUGAGUAGCAUCUCUGUGGUGCUCCUGUUCAUCGACGCUAGGUGUGAAAAGUCAGUGUCAUGACUGGAACUGAGACUGAGGAUGAUAUUCCAUUAGGUGAAAGGAAGACUGUCACAGAUUUCUGCUACCUCCUGGACAAGUCCAAACAACUCUUCAAUGGCCUACGGGACCUUCCUCAGUAUGGACACAAGCAGUGGCAAUCCUACUUUGGACGGACUUUUGAUGUCUACACUAAACUAUGGAAAUUUCAACAGCAGCACAGACAGAUUCUGGACAGUCGGUAUGGCUUGAAGAGAUGGCAAAUUGGGGAAGUUGCAUCCAAAAUUGGACAGCUUUACUACCAUUACUACCUUCGUACCUCAGAAACAAGUUACCUGAAUGAGGCGUUUUCAUUCUACUCAGCCAUCCGUCAGCGGUCCUACUAUUUUCAGGUCAAUAAAGAGGACAGGCCAGAAUUAGUAGUGAAGAAGCUUCGAUAUUAUGCUCGCUACAUAGUUGUCUGUUUACUGCUGAACAAGAUGGACCUUGUCAAAGUUUUGGUUAAGGAGUUAUCUGAGGAAAUUGAAGAUUACACACAGCGAUUUAACACAGAAGAUCAGUUGGAGUGGAAUCUAGUUCUACAGGAAGUGGCAGCUUUUGUGGAGGCAGAUCCAGUGGUAGUACUGAAUGAUAACAACUCUGUCGUCGUCUUCAGCAAUCGGAUGCUGGAAGGAAGUACGCCUCCAUUGGAACAAGGCAUGGUAGUUGGCCAGCUCAUCCUUGCAGAUGCAUUGAUCAUCGGCAACUGUAACAACCAGGUGAAGUUCAGUGAGUUAACCAUUGAUAUGUUUCGCAUGCUACAAGCUUUGGAGAGGGAACCUGUCAAUCUAGCUACACAGACCUUCAAACAAGGAACACUGGAACCCAAUGAGAAGCCAGCUAAACGAGAAAACCCUCACAAGUAUUUGUUGUACAAGCCAACAUUCAGCCAGCUUUUUACAUUUUUGUCUGCCUCUUUUAAGGAAUUGCCUGCCAACAGUGUUCUGCUUGUUUACCUGUCAGCAACUGGAAUCUUUCCUACUGGACAUUCAGAUUAUGAAGGACCAUAUGAUUUUGGAGGAGUUCUCACAAAUACAAACCGAGAUGUGGUGAAUGGAGAGACCAUGCAGAAGAGGAAUCAGCUCCAGAAAGAAAUGCACUGCCUUCAUCCAGGGGAUUUAUUCCCUUUUACCCGGAAGCCACUUUUUGUCAUUGUGGAUUCUUCAAAUAGCACAGCCUACAAGAAUUUCACAAAUCUGUUUGGCCAGCCUCUGGUGUGCCUGCUAUCACCUAUGGUAUAUCCCAAAAGUGUACAAGAUCAAGCCUUUUUGCAAUUCUUUGGUGAUGAGUUCCUUCGACUGCUGCUGGUCCGCUUUGUCUUCUGCUCUGCUGCACUGAGACUGCAUAAACUGUUUCGGGAGUCCCGCAGCUUCCCUGAGUCAUAUCCUGAGCUGCCAAAGCAGGACACAGUUGAGAGCAGCCUUCUUCAGAAGCAUGUUUUGGAGCUGGCAGCCAUGCUGGAUGUCCAGGGUCUGUUUUGUGCUGAUUCACUGGAGACAUACUAACAUUUUCACAAAGGGCAAAAUGGCACAUAUGUACAUACAGACUCAACUGCCAGAGGCCUCAAAGUUGUCCUCUUUUUUACAGGUGCGCUAGAUUCCCCCCCUACCUUGGACUUUCAGUGGAGAGACCUGAGGUCAACCUACCCCCGAACCCCUCACCCUUUCCUACUUCUGAAUGUGAGAUCUUCUCAGCAGGCAAAAGUCUGCCUGGCUCAAAUAACUAGAACUAGAGUAUCCACUUUAACAAGGUGACCCAUACAGUGACAUCAUUGACGGGACACAUGCAGAACAGAAAACCUUUACAUAAAUUAAACCAUUUUUUUAUGUGCCCCAUGCCACCCUGGCCAGCUUCCCAUGUUGCCCAUAUCUAAAUCCACCACUGGAUCACAGACCAGAGAGAAACUUCACCUGUCCUUUUUGUGAUUUUUGAAUCCACACUGCAACAGUUCUGUGAGACUAACAAAAAUCAAUAGUUUUUCCAUUUCUCUAGAAGAGUGCUUUUGCAUCUUCUUUUUUGACAUUAACAAUUAUGCUUGUCAUGUAACAUGUAAUUUCCUGUAACAGCUACAUGUGUGUUUCAUUCACCCUGACUGUGACAUGACAAGCCUACAACCUGAAGGACAUGUUAGUCUAGUAUUUCGUUAUUUUCUUGUAUUGCUGAAAAUAAAUUUGUUGAAACUGAUCAUGUCAAUAUUCUUAAAUAUUGGCAUGCCAAAUAAGAUACUCUGCUUGCGACUGAAGCAUAGUUAUGCUGAGACAUGGCAUUAACUCAAUGGUGAAAGGUUCUUCCCAUGAUUCCCUGGGUUUUAAAAUGACCCAAAACCUACAGCAUAUCAUCAUCAUUCCUCUUUCCCCGUCAGAGGCACUAUCCCAGCUAGAACUUCAAGAGCACUAGAUCUGGAAGCAUGUGUACUUUUUUUUAUUUCAUAAUUUCUUUUCAAAUUCUCAGCUAAAGCACAAACAAAUGGUUAUUGAAGAAUA
Molecule: messenger RNA, 2762 nt
Organism: Paralichthys olivaceus (Japanese flounder)
Lineage: Eukaryota; Metazoa; Chordata; Actinopteri; Pleuronectiformes; Paralichthyidae
Source: RefSeq, a predicted model, not a curated record